This is a messenger RNA of Calypte anna (Anna's hummingbird), 2142 nucleotides long. It is a transcript of the gene ZC3HC1, whose product is annotated as zinc finger C3HC-type containing 1. Gene Ontology annotation, cellular component: nucleus. The transcript is spliced from 10 exons. The record is from RefSeq and is a predicted model, not a curated record. The coding region runs from base 284 to 1741 and encodes 485 amino acids. NCBI's taxonomy places the organism in Eukaryota, Metazoa, Chordata, Aves, Apodiformes, Trochilidae. Gene Ontology annotation, molecular function: zinc ion binding.
UGUGAGGGGCUGAGGUAGCGAUGGCGGCGCCUGCGCGGCGGGAGAGCGCCCAAAGCGGCGUUUAGUGAGGGGGUUGGGUGGGGGAUCCUGGGGAAGGAAGGCUGAGCCCGCUGUCAUGGAGGCUGCGUGACUCCUCUGUGAGGAGGAGGAAGCUGUGAGGGGUUAGCGGAGGGGGAUGAAGAGCCCCAGAGAGGAGGAGGAAGGAUCCUGCGCUGCCGCCUUUCCCGCCUCUCCCCCCCCUCACCUCAUCCUUCCCCGGCUCCUGAGGGGCUGAGGGACCAAGAUGGCGACGGCAGCGGUGGGGGGGACGCGGGGGAAGCCGCCCCCUGUCACCCCCCAACAGAUCCGUCACCUCAUCGAGGGGGGAAUCGCCCCCGAAGCUGCCGGAGCCGAGGGGAAGGACACAUCCAACUGGUUGGAAUCAGCUAAUGGGUCUUCUCAAAUGGAUGCUCUCUCCCUGGAGUCUGCCAGCAAGGAAGCCUAUUUCAGCAGAGUAGAAACAUUCACCCCCCUGAAGUGGGCAGGCAAACCCCACGAGCUGUCCCCCCUGGUUUGUGCCAGGUAUGGCUGGACCAACGUGGAGUGUGACAUGCUGAAGUGCUCCAGCUGCCAGGCUUUCCUCUGUGUCAGCCUCCAGCUCACCUGUGACUUCAACAAGUAUAAGGAGCGCUGCAUGGAGCUGAAGAAGGCCUUGUGCACUGCUCAUGAGAAGUUCUGCUUCUGGCCAGACAGCCCCUGCCCAGAUCGUUUUGCCAUGCUGCUGGUGGAUGAGCCCAGAGCUCUUCUCCAGGACUUCCUGGAACGUUUCCAGAGCCUCUGUCAGCUGGAGCUGCAGCUGCCCUCCCUCAGACCAGAGGACAUGAAAACCAUGUCCCUGACAGAGGAGAAGAUCAGCCUCCUCCUCCAGCUGAUUGGGGAGGAACUGGAGCAUAAAAAGGAGGGAGAGAAACCACCCAUGAAGUUUGCCACAGAAAUCCUGCAGGUGCACGUUCCUGCCUGCAUCCUGGCACUCUGUGGCUGGACCUGCAGCGUUUCUGCCGGCUCCGUGCACCUCUCAGUGAUCACCUGCUCCCGUUGCAUGAGGAAGGUUGGGCUCUGGGGCUUUCACCAGCUGGAAUCUGGGGGGCCAGAGCUGGACUCCUGCAGCCCCACCAGUGCUUCACCCACUCCCCCUGAGAGGUUGCUGCUUCUGCCCACCUCUCCACGCAGGAUGCUCACCCGCAGCCAAGACACUGCCUCCCCGGGCUCUGAGCAGCAUGAGAAGAGCCCCUCCCCAUCCAUCCCUCGACCCCGGAGCUGGGAUUCUCCCAUCCCCCCAGAACGAGCUGAUCUGGAAGUGGCCACCCCUGCUCCCAGGAGCCGCCCUGUCACCCGCAGCAUGGGGCAGGGGGACAACGUGGAGGUGCCAUCCAGUCCUCUCCGUAGACCCAAGAGACCACGGCUCUGCUCUUCCAGCAGCUCUGACACUUCUCUGAGGAGCUUCUUUGAUCCCAGCUCACAGCAUCGCAAUUGGUGCCCCUGGGUCAACGCAGUGGAGGGAGGGGAAGCCCUGGAAGAUACCACAGCCCAGGUGGAGAAGAAGCCUCCAAAGGCAGAGCCAGGCUGGAGAGUGGUACUGGACACACUCCUGGCCACCAGAAAAUGUGACAGAGUGCCUGAGACAGAGCCUGUGAGCCUCUCAGUCAAGUCCUGCAAAGUGUUCCGCAUAUUCCGGCAGUGGGAGAGCAUGAAUUCCUCCUGACCAGACAGACCUCUGCCUCUGGGAAUCUCCAGCCUGGGCAGCACGGGGCAUCACCUUGGUGUGGCAGAGACCUCAGAGUUGUUCCCACAGCAGCUCCAUGCCCUGGGGAGGGGAUGCUGAGGAGGCUCUGUGCCAAACACAGCCCCGAGAGGCCACUGGGACCCCCUUUCCCUCUCUCUGCCUUCCUUCAAGCCCCCCUUUACCUUCACAAACUGCUGCUGCUGCUGGAGCCCUUGGCCCCAGGGGCUUCCAGAGCCCUGAUUGGAGUUUGGGACAUGCCUGUGGGUGCACGGGGAGAAGGAGGAGACGUGGUCACCUCACCAAGGUGACCAUCUUGUCCAGCUGUGACCCUUCAGGGAGGUGACGCCAGGUGGGAAUAAACAUUUCACAUUUGUUUUUUU